UAUACAGAGCGAGAGAGAGACUUGUUGGUAUAAAAGCUCCCUCUCUCACGCACGCUCCCAUUUCUCCUGUGUAUUUCUAUUUUGUUUGUUUUUUUGGGGGGGGCACGACGGUGUGUUUUUGUGCCCUUGCAGUAGACAGAGGACUGAUAACUUCCCCAGGAUGAAUCAGCUGCUUGCAGUGACCACAGUGCUGGUGGCACUCUGCUGCCUCGGCGGCGUGGAUUCUUCAGCUUACGACAAGAUAGUCACCCACAGCCGCAUACGGGCCAGGAGUGAAGGACCCAAUGUGUGCGCUCUGCAGCAGAUCAUGCGGACCAAGAAGAAGUACUUCAGCACAUGUAGGAACUGGUACAAAGGCUCCAUCUGUGGCAAGAAGGCCAUAGUCGUAUUUGAGUGCUGUCCUGGGUACAUGAAGCUGGAGGGAAUGAGAGGAUGUCCGGCAGUGGCUCCCAUCGACCAUGUGUAUGGUACACUGGGGCUCAUAAAGGCUACAACCACACAACAGUACGCCGACAUGUCCAAGCUGAGAGAGGAAAUUGAAGGCAAAGGCUCCUUCACCAUGUUUGCACCGAGCAAUGACGCAUGGGAGCAGCUCGACCCUAAUGUUCGGGCUGCACUGGAGAGCAAUGUGAACAUCGAGCUGUACAACGCUCUUCACUUCCACAUGGUGAACCGCCGUCUCCUGACCAAAGACAUGAAGGACGGCAUGACUGUCAAGUCCAUGUACAAUGACCUGGGGCUCUACAUUAACCACUACUCAAACGGGAUUGUGACAGUGAACUGUGCCAGAAUCAUCCACGGUAACCAGGUGGCCACAAACGGUGUGGUGCAUGUGAUCGACAGAGUCAUCAGCGCAGUGGGCAACACCAUCAAGGAUGUCCUGGAUGUCAACGAUGAGCUCUCCUCCUUCAAUGCCGCAGCGUUGGCGUCUGGGAUGAUGGACAAGCUGGACCAGUCCGGCCACUAUACCCUGUUCGCUCCCACCAACGAGGCCUUCGACAAAUUGAACCCAGGCUACCUGGAGCGCAUCCUGGGGGAUAAGGCUGUUAUUGCAGCACUGGUGAACUACCACCUGUUGAACAGUGUCCAGUGUUCAGAAGCAAUCAUGGCAGGAACGGUGUAUGAGACUGCAGAGGGCAGCAACAUCGAGAUCGGCUGCGAUGGUGACAGUCUGACAGUCAAUGGCAUCAAGAUGGUGCUGAAGAAGGACAUCGUCACCAGCAAUGGCGUCAUCCACCUCAUCGACCAGGUGCUCAUCCCUGACUCAGCCAAGGAAGUGAUGGAGCUGGUGGGAGAGUCCCAGAGUACUUUCACCGACAUGGUGUCCGAACUGGGCUUAGCCGCUGCCAUGCGCCCGCAGACCGAGUACACACUUCUCGCUCCCCUCAACGCUGCGUUCACCAAUGAGGUGAUGUCAACGGAACAGAGUCUGCUGAGAUACAUUUUGGAAAACCACAUCUUGAAGCUGAAGGUUACACUGAGUGAGCUCUACAAUGGACAGCUGCUGGAAACACUGGCCGGCAAACUCCUCAGAGUCUUCAUUUACCGCACUGCUGUGUGCAUAGAAAACGCUUGUAUGGUGCGUGGCAGUAAGGAGGGAAGCAAUGGGGCCCUCCAUCUUAUGAAUACCCUCAUCAGACCGGCGGAGGAAACUAUCUACAAGCUCCUGAUUUCUGACGGACGGUUCAAGAUCUUCCUGUCACUGAUGGAAACUGCAGGUCUGACCGAUCUGCUGAAGCAGGAAGGCUCCUACACCAUCUUUGCGCCAACAGACGAUGCCUUCGACGGCCUCAGCAGAGAGGACUUUGCUCUGCUCAAAAGUGAUCUGAAUGUUCUGAGAACCAUUCUGCUGUACCACUUAAGCAAUGGCGUCUUUAUCAACGGAGGAUUGGAGGGAGGAGUUACCAAUCUGCUCAAAACCUUCCAGGGCAACAACCUACAAGUCAUGUCUGUUAACAACUCUAUCCACGUCAACUCUGUGGACGUUCCAGACAGUGACCUCAUGGCAACAAAUGGUGUGAUCCAUGUAGUGAAGAAUGUUCUCUAUCCCGGGGACCUUCCAGUGGGCCGUCAGGACCUGAUGGUUCUGCUGAAGAAGCUGAUUAGGUACAUCCAGAUAAGGUUUGUUUCCGGAUAUACUUAUUCUGAGAUCCCACUCACUUUCAUCAAGAAGACCAUCACAACUACUCAUUAUAUUCAAACAGUCCCUGACGUUACAAAGAUGGUCAAUGUCAUCGAAGGAGAACUGCCUGUCACAAAGGUGACCAAGGUCGUUGAGGGGGAGCCGGUGAUCACCAAGGUCACAAGAGUCAUUGGAGUAGAACCGACAGUCACUAAUGUGGUUGUCGAGGGGGAGCCGGUGAUCACCAAGGUCACAAGAGUCAUCGGAGCAGAACCGACAGUCACUAGGGUGGUUGUCGAGGGGGAGCCGGUGAUCACCAAGGUCACAAGAGUCAUCGGAGCAGAACCGACAGUCACUAGGGUGGUUGUCGGGGGGGAGCCGGAGAUCACAAAACUUACCAGGGUCAUUCAGGGGGAUCCCACCAUCACCAAGGUUACAAGACUUAUCGAGGGUGCAGAAUUUGAUGCUGAUGGAAAGACAAUUACAGGUGGAGCCCGAUACACCACGGGGAACGAGCCUCAUAUCAUUGAGGGCCCAGACUUUUCGAAAAUCACCACCAUCCAUGGCAACCCAAGUAUGAUUGAUGCGGAAUCAGACAGGAUUACCAAACUCAUCAAAGAGGGCAUUACAGGCAAAGCUAGCAGAAGACCUCCAGCUGGAAUGAGGAGGGCACGACUGGUCAGGCGUCACCACAAGCCAAGGCAGUGAACGCAGCAGAGAGGAAACACCUUCGGCUCACCGCAGAGACUGAAUGCACCUCGAGCGCUCCUGGUCGAGUGCUGGAGGAUCGAACAAAUGAUGGACGAACAGGGACAGAUCAAAUCAAUCCUUCUUUGUCCAAACCAACAAUAAUAGUUUACCAUUCAAUCUGGACCAUACUGUAUGUGCUAGGCAUGAUGUGUAAUAGCAAUGCAAUGAUAUUAGAAUACCCUUCAUGUAAGUAAUGUAUGUGUGCAUGGGAAAUAUGAAUUUGGGGUAGAUGGUGUGUUAGGUGAGAUAUAUUCUACCAUAGAGAUUUUUUUUCAAUGUUUGCUUUUUUUUCCUUCUCUUUUAAAAGGCACUUUGUAAACUUGGCUUGGGAAAAUUUGUGUAUGCUUUUUUUUAUGGUGCUCGCAUUCUGUACAAUGGCUGCGUUUUUUUAAAGACUAUGACAAAUGAAAAAGUGUCAAACAAUGUUUUGCUGCCAUUAGAUGCUGUACCGUGCCUCUGUAAAUGAUCACAUUGAGCGAUUAAAAAAACCUAAGAAUUUUUA
Molecule: messenger RNA, 3374 nt
Organism: Scophthalmus maximus (turbot)
Lineage: Eukaryota; Metazoa; Chordata; Actinopteri; Pleuronectiformes; Scophthalmidae
Product: periostin
Exons: 23
Coding region: 161-2830 (889 amino acids)
Molecular function (GO): protein binding
Source: RefSeq, a predicted model, not a curated record